AUGAGCAAGGCAAAAUCGAGAUAUUCAACAGAAGAGCAGGCUGCUGUUUAAUCCAAAGUUUAAUCCAUUUAAUUGCCCAGCAUUAAAUAAGAAUAAGUUAAUUCUGUAUCAGUUAUUGCUUUAAGUGAAUUAUAUUAGAUUAAAAAUCAUAUAUAAGGCGAGAAAUAAACCAAAAAAACACUUGAUAAUUAAAGACUUUGGGCAUAAAGAAUAACAAAGUAAAGAUAAUAAAAAGAGGCUGAGAAAUUAGAGAGAUUCACUAAGGAGGAGGAAGAAAGAAGAAAAAUUGAUAAAGAAGAGGAAGAGUAUUAAGAGAGACUCAAAAAUGAACUUGUAAAAGAAUCGAAUUAAAAAAUAUUUGAUCAAAGAGCAGAUGUUCGAAAUUUGAAGGCAUAAAUGAUGUUAAGUGAAGUUGAGAGAACUAAUGAAUAAUUAAAUGCUAUUAAUAGGGAAUAAAAAGAACUCAAAAAAAUACAUGAAGAGGAAAAGGAAAAAGAGUAUGAAAUGCAGGAAUAUUAUAAAGAGCAGGAAUUAAUGCUUAGGAAAGAGAAAUAAGCAAAGAAGAAAAAAGAAUGCAAUGAGAUCUUAGCUGAUUAGCAUAAAUAAGUCAAGGAGAGAUAUUUGAAGGAAAUGAUGCUAGAUAAACAAGAAGGAUAAUUAAUUAAGAAGAAAGCAGAGGAAGACGAAAUUUUCAGAGAACAAUAAAAAUUAGAUAUCAAACAUAAGUAGUAGAAAUUACUCAAAGAACAUGAGGAAUUCAUGGAAAAGAGAAGAGAAUUAUAAGAACUAGAAAAAAGUAUUUUGGAUGAAGAGGAUAAGAAAAUAAUUGACCAUGAAUUUCACAAAGAAAAAGUGUUAUAGAUGAGAAAAGAUAGAGAACAUUAAAAAUAACACAAAAAGGAAUAACUCAGAAAAUAGAUUUAUGAUCUUAGGGUGGAAUAAUAAAAAUAAUAAGAAGAUAAUUAUAUGUAAACCAUUUAAAAACAUGCAGAGGAACUCAAACAAAAAUAGGAUGAAGAAUUGAAAUAGAAAGAAUUAGAAAAAACAUAAAUGAUUUAAGAUGCAGAAAAUAUGAGAUUGAAACAACUUCAAAUUUAAUAAUAAAAGAAGGCAAAUUAAUAGGCAGAAUAGGAAGUAGAUUUUAAAUAAAAAUUAAAAGCAUUAGAAUAAUUAGAAUAAGUUGAAUAGCUGCAAAAUGAUGUAUUGAAAAGGAGGAAUAAAGACUUGUAGGAUUAUUAGAAAAUAUAGAUAGAAGCUAAAAAGUAGCAACGAAAAAAUUAAUAUAUGCAAGAGUUGAAGGAAUCAUUACAAAUGCAAUAACGAAAUCAAACUGAAAAACAAGUAUACUCUUCUUGGGCUCAACAGUGUAUUGAAGAGUGGAAGGAUAAUGGCAAAAACAUAUUGCCAAUGGUGAAAGCACUCUAUUAAACUGAAUGA
Molecule: messenger RNA, 1437 nt
Organism: Paramecium tetraurelia
Lineage: Eukaryota; Ciliophora; Oligohymenophorea; Peniculida; Parameciidae
Exons: 7
Source: RefSeq, a predicted model, not a curated record